Molecule: messenger RNA, 665 nt
Organism: Fragaria vesca subsp. vesca
Lineage: Eukaryota; Viridiplantae; Streptophyta; Magnoliopsida; Rosales; Rosaceae
Exons: 3
Coding region: 46-378 (110 amino acids)
Source: RefSeq, a predicted model, not a curated record
ACAGACCAAUCGAGUUGAGAGUUGAGAGUUGAGUGAUAAAACACAAUGAGUUUCAGAACUAUGUUGAAAGUGAGUUUCUUGAUGUUGCUUGCCAUGUCUUUGGCAGCAACUAGUGUUCAUGCUCGCUUAGACCUAUUUGGCCAGCUGCUUACCUCCAAGAACCAACCACACCCUAAUUCUGAUUACAUAUUAAAUAAAUCAAUCAAAUUAUAUUUGUCAUUCAAGCAGAAGAAUGCCAGAAAAUUCCAUAUCUAUUGUGCGGCCGUAUCUGUGACGUUUGCUUAUGCGAUCGGCGUUUACCGGAGUUUUCAGAGUGUACUUGUGGGCAGUGGAAACCGGUUGAUGAAGAACUCCAACAAUCUGGAGACGCAGGCAUAGCCCUCCCAAUCCAGCUAGCUUAGCUGCUAGAUUUCCCGAAAGGUCGAGUUCAAUGAUAAUAAAAAGGGCUACGUACUUACUCCUGGUGCCCUGGAAUUCCUUUGAGUUGCCUUGUUGAUGUAUUAAGGCUUUAGUUUCUCUGUAAAUUAAGCUUUCUUUGUCUAUAUGACUAUAUGCAUGUUUGCAGUCUUGUGUUGCUCUAUUGUCAGUUACUCAGUUUCGAUCAGCUACACUUAAUUAUCUUGUUAAGAAAUAAAGUUCGUAAACUUUUAGCAUUACGUCGAUCG